GUUGGUUCCGCCUUAAUGUUUUUCAAACCGCUUCAGCGGAGUUCACAUCAGCCGCGGCCGCGGGGACUCUCUUCAUCCAAAAACAUGAGUCUACGGGAGAUCACGGAGAACGUGAAGCUGGCCCGCGAGUACGCUCUGCUGGGGAACUACAGCUCGGCCAUCGUCCUGUACCACGGGCUGCUGGAACAGAUCAAGAAGUACAUCUACACGAUGCGGGGCAGCGGCGUCCAGCAGAGAUGGCAGCAGUUGUGGCAAGAAAUCAGUGAAGAGAAUCGACAAGUUCAAGAGAUCGUAUCGACUCUGGAGAACUUUCAGCUGGAUACGACGCCUGCUAAACCUAGUAACCAUGACGACUGGGAGAUGAGGCCCACACACGUGGAACAGAGACACUCGCCCGUUCCUGUCAGGCGUCCCUCCAACGCCUACAAAGAGAGCAAACCUACCAACAACCGUCUGAGCGUGGCCGUGAGGGCCCAGCAGAGACACUCGCCCCGGGGGGCCAACGGGGACCGAGGGAAGUUCUCCAAGAUCAGAGACAAGAAGGACCCCAAGGAGGGGAAGGAGGGGAAGGAGGGGAAGGAGGCCGCCGGCAAAGCCAAGGAGGACAAGGAGAAAGAAGUGAAGAAGUUUGAUGGGUCGGGAUACGACAAAGACCUUGUGGAGGCUCUGGAGAGAGACAUCAUAUCCCAGAAUCCCAACGUUAAAUGGGACGACAUUGCCGACUUAGAAGACGCUAAAAAACUACUGAAAGAAGCCGUGGUUCUACCAAUGUGGAUGCCAGCGUUCUUCAAAGGCAUCCGGAGGCCGUGGAAGGGGGUGCUGAUGGUGGGACCUCCGGGGACUGGGAAGACCCUGCUGGCCAAAGCCGUGGCUACUGAAUGCAGAACCACCUUCUUCAACGUCUCCUCGUCUACUCUCACCUCCAAGUACCGGGGGGAGUCUGAGAAGCUGGUCCGCCUUCUGUUUGAGAUGGCCCGUUUUUAUGCUCCCACCACCAUCUUCAUAGACGAGAUUGAUUCCAUGUGCAGCCGCAGAGGGACGUCGGAGGAGCACGAGGCCAGCCGGAGGGUGAAGGCCGAGCUGCUGGUGCAGAUGGACGGUGUGGGCGGAGCUUCAGAGAACGACGACCCGUCAAAGAUGGUGAUGGUGCUGGCGGCCACCAACUUCCCCUGGGACAUCGACGAGGCUCUGAGGAGACGGCUGGAGAAGAGGAUCUACAUCCCGCUGCCUUCAACCGAGGGCCGGGUGGAGCUGCUCCGGAUCAACCUGAAGGAGCUGGAGCUGGCUGGAGACGUGGACCUGGACAAGAUCUCCCAGCAGAUGGAGGGAUACUCCGGAGCUGACAUCACCAACGUGUGCAGGGACGCCUCCCUGAUGGCCAUGAGGCGGAGGAUCGAGGGUCUGACUCCGGAGGAGAUCCGCAACAUCUCCCGGGACGAGAUGCACAUGCCCACCACCAUGGACGACUUCGAGUCGUCCCUGAGGAAGGUGUCCAAGUCCGUCUCCGCCGCCGACCUGGAGAAGUACGAGAAGUGGAUCGAGGAGUUCGGCUCCUGCUGAGGGACCCGAGGGUUUUAGUGUGUGCUAACGGAGAUUCAGACAUCUGGAACAUCUUCCUGCUUAUUCUUCACUCCUAUCAGAAGUGCCAUCACUUUAAUUUUAUACUGAUGUCAAUCAAAUGUAAUCCUGCUUUUCUUUUCUUUUCCUUCCACGUGAGUUUAAGUGUUUCCUUUCACUGUCUGACCAAUCUAAACUCUGCUGAAUGUAACACUACCAGGUAUUUGUAUGAAUAAAGUUAUUUUA
Molecule: messenger RNA, 1803 nt
Organism: Cololabis saira (Pacific saury)
Lineage: Eukaryota; Metazoa; Chordata; Actinopteri; Beloniformes; Belonidae
Gene: katna1
Product: katanin p60 (ATPase containing) subunit A 1
Exons: 11
Coding region: 16-1560 (514 amino acids)
Biological process (GO): microtubule severing
Cellular component (GO): microtubule cytoskeleton
Molecular function (GO): ATP hydrolysis activity; microtubule binding; ATP binding
Source: RefSeq, a predicted model, not a curated record